Messenger RNA from Paramecium sonneborni, 694 nucleotides. The record is from the annotation of a GenBank genome assembly. Lineage: Eukaryota; Ciliophora; Oligohymenophorea; Peniculida; Parameciidae.
AUGAGCAAAAAUUUAGGGACUCCAAUAAAAUUAGUUGUCAUAGGAGAUGGUACAGUUGGCAAAACCUGUGCACUUUUAACGUACUCUAAGAUUUAUACAUAAGUUACACUACUGGUAAAUUCCCAUCAGACUAUAUACCUACAAUUUUUGAAAAUUAUAGUGCAUUGAUCAAUAUUGAUGGUAAAAAGGUUAACUUAGGUCUGUGGGAUACUGCAGGUUAAGAAGACUUUAAACAAAUUCGUCCUUUGAGUUAUCCUAAUACAGAUGUAUUUCUUUUGUUUUUUGCAGUCAAUGAAUAAUCAUCAUAUAUAAAUGCCUAACAGAAAGUAAAUUAAUUUAAAUAAGCAUAUAAGUGGUAUCCUGAAUUGAGAACAGCUUUAAAUAAUGUUCCUAUAAUAAUCGUUGGAAGUAAAAUAGAUUUGAGAUAAAAUGAUGAAAAAUGUAUACAAAGAGAAUCUGUAUACAUAUUUAUUUUAAUUCAAGGCAAAAAAAAUGGCAGAUUAAUUGGGCUGCUUAUAUUUAGAAUGCUCAGCAAAAGAAAAAAUAGGGUUGAAUGAAUUAUUUGAAGAAGCUGUUAGAACUGCACUUAGAUCAAAGAAGCCGAGCAGAGCAUAAGAAGAAAAAAAAUAAAAUAAAGACAAAAGUUGUCAAUUAAUCUGAAUUUAUUAAUUUAUUAUUAAGAAUAAUAUAUGUG